UCAGGGGCAUGUAUGGAAAUGGAAGACUUUCAUUACUGUAACCCUUCUCAGUUAUUAUUAAACUACAGUAAGGAAACUCAUAGUUGAGGUUCUUCCGUAUUUGCGUCGCUUGCAUACCUGCAUGUUCAUCAUCAUCCCUCAUUUGCAUACUGUCUACUUUCGCUUCCUCGACGGGAGUUGAUCAGCUUGAUCACGUCCUGUCACGAUCAUGACCAACAGCGUCGAAGACCAAACGCAUGUUUCGCGAAAAGACGUGUUCGUUAAGUAUCUACAGUACUACGACAGAGUCUGUUGUGAAGGCGACGUGAAAGUGUGCUCAGAGACAACGGUGACAGAUGAAGCCAGGCGAGUGCUGCUGUUACCGGGAGAAGAGCCGCGGAAGAGACUCGACGCGCCGCACUUCUACGAGACUCUGUGUGAGUGCGCACAGUACAGAGACUGCCAGAGACGAGUCCACGACUUGAAAAAAGCCGUCGAGUUACUGGAGAUGUUCUGUGUCAACCUGUUUUUGUUUCCGUGGAAGAAAGAGAUUAAAACCGUAAAGACAUUUACAGGACACUUUGUCUAUUACAUCAAGCCAGUAUUGCCUUUUGCCAGAAGUAUUCUUCAGAUUAUUGGAUACUGCAUAGAAACAGACACUGAGUAUAGACUAUCAGACAAUUUUGACCCUGACAAGGCCAAGAGUAUGGGAUUCGACCUUUUCCUUGUCAGGUUAGAGUGUGAGAAUCUUCUUGAGCUCAUGAACCAGAGAUCACAUGUAGAAUGUCUGGAGAUCAUCCGAACAAGAGCUGCUCCUCUGACCCUUGUUGCUGGGGAAGAAGCUUCAGAACCUAUCAGCAACAUCUGCAAUCUAAACGAGGAUGUUUUUAAGGAUGAUGGGCAUGUUGAAGGUGGCUCACUGGUAAACCCAGGGGAAGAGCAGCAACAGGAGUCACUUAAAAGUCAUAACUUCAUUGAUCAGGGAGUCGACAAGUCUCAAGAUGCUUCUAUCUCUGAUGUUGAGAGACCGCCCAACUCAUUUAUGACUGACGACAAGUCUAUCUUAGAGAUGCAGAAGAACUACCCAGACCUGGCCAUCCGACAAAAGCCCAUUUUCCGAAAGUCUCAAAGAUCUAUGCAGCCUCUCAAGGCCCAGGAGUGGGCUGGAUCCAGGGGCCUCAACGCAAACCCGUUCCCCGAGGCCAUGACUGACAUGAGCGGCCCCCAGUCUAUAGCCAUGCACACUGAGACCACGGCAGGCCAUAGAAAACUACACAUCCCAAAUGCUCUAGUAGAAGCCCAGCCCUCAGAUGACAAACCAUUGGUUCUUCAAGUCGGGAAGCUGCUGCAAAGACGCAGCCGUGAAGGCUCAUCAGAAGACUGCCUGGCUGAGCUAACUGAGCAAAUGGGGAAAAUGCACAUGAAGGAACUCAGUGCAGAUGAAGUGCUUAAAUACCCCAUAGAGGAGACCGCACAGGCCCAGCCAUGCACUGGACCCAAUGACGUCUUUACGGCUCCACCCACAAAAUCCUCAGAUGGCAUGAGCCUGUCCAUCCUGUGCAGCUCAUCCCAGGAGCCUGUCUGCAACAUCACAGGUUGUAGGAGCAGUGUUGCAUCUGAUGGCAUUUGUGCACAGGACAGCCUCAUUAAAGAGCCUCCUCAGUCAAUCUACAUCCCUAGUGCACUAAAUGCCUGUCAACCAGUGUUUGGACCACCAACUGACCACAAUGAGGGCUCAAACGGGCACAAGAGUCCCACAAUUCAGCAACCAGAAGACGACCUAGUCCAAACAUAUGUGCUGAUUUAGAGACACACAGUCCUGUGUUUUUCAAAUCCAUUGGCAGAGAUUUUAAAGUGUACUAGACUGCAGCAGUGCACCAAAAUAUCUUUGUGCUAGUCAUGAUGUGCAAAGCAUUUUCACUGAUGAGGAGUAACUUGUUCUAUUGAUUUCAGAUUAGCUUUAGUAACUUACAGUUUGUAGGAAGAACAUCUGUUGCCUUUGUCUUUAACUUCUAUCAUAGCUUUUUGAAAUGAAGGAACGUUUCUUGCUGCUAUAAUUUUCAUGAACCUGCUUGGGUCGAAUUUAUUAUUACAGCUUGAUUUUCUAAGUAGGCCUUCUGUGCCUUAUUAAAUGUAGAGACAAGUAAAUGUGCACUUUAACACUUAAGUGUUGAAAAUGGUGUUCAGGCCUUCAUUUAUAAAAUGUUUGUACGCACAGAGUGUAAGCUAAAAUUCAUGCUUACAUUAAGAUUUGUAAAAACGUGUCUUUAACAUGUCUUUAACAUGGAAAAGUGCUUAGUGCCAUGUCAGGUUCUAAUCAUGUGUACACACUUAGUUUUUUUCUUGUAGCAGAA
Carassius carassius (crucian carp) is the source of this 2333-nucleotide messenger RNA. RefSeq lists its product as uncharacterized. The transcript has 2 exons. Lineage: Eukaryota; Metazoa; Chordata; Actinopteri; Cypriniformes; Cyprinidae. Gene Ontology annotation, cellular component: cytoplasm. The record is from RefSeq and is a predicted model, not a curated record. Bases 209 to 1786 code for a protein of 525 amino acids.